Prorocentrum cordatum is the source of this 4605-nucleotide messenger RNA. Lineage: Eukaryota; Dinophyceae; Prorocentrales; Prorocentraceae. The record is from the annotation of a GenBank genome assembly.
AUGGUAACGGGCGUGCUGCCCCGUGGAGAAAUCGAGCCUUUUCUCGAACUCACGGACGACAUCGGGGCCAACGAGAACCCACUGGUGCACUACAUUGAUUUCAUCACGGGGCAUAGAGACCCAGUCCCCCCCGAGCUCGACGAGCAAUACAAGGCGGCCUGGAAGGACGACAGCUACCACAAUCUGCCGCCACCGUUCGGGUUCAAGACGGCGCCGCAACACCACAUGACGCUGCAGAUUUGUAUCCUUGACGCCCCCGACGGCACGAAGACCAUAAUCAAACACUGCGUCAUCCCCAACAAGGCGAAGACGGCCGUCUUCGCCAGCAUGGCUUUCGGGAGCGUCAAGAAGCUCUGCUUCCAGCAUCCCAAGGUGGGGGUCAAGGUCUGGCAAUACGCCUUCGAGCGGUUCGGAGGCAAACAGUGUCGGGCUUUCUUCUUAUCGCCAGACGUCAAGACGGCCACCAAGGUGAACGAGUUCUACGAGCUCUCGGACGAGGAUAUAAACGCUGGCUUCGAAUACAUCCUGAAGAACGCGCCUCGCUCCACGGCCGAGCUCAAGCAGCUGGUAUGGCAGACGAAGGCGCCACGCAAAGGCGCCCCCCUCUACGGCUGGCCCGUCCCCCUGGUGGCGAAGGCGUUGAGCGGGCUCGCGGCGGAGGGCGCGCUUGCAAAGAAGGAGUUCGAAAACAACGUGAUCCUCUGCGAGGACCACUUCAACCUUCGCGUUCCCGAAGCCAUGCAGGAGCUGAUCAACAGCAACGAUUCGCUUGUCCUCAUUGGGGAGCCCAACAUCGGCAAGACGCCGCUCGGGCGCGCAUUCCUGAUGGCAAUGUGCCGCAGGAACGCGCGGGUCCACGGAUUGGACCCCGCGGGUUGUUGCAUCCGCGUCACGCCUGAGAUCGAUUUCUUGCGAGGCGAGCCCGGCGACAUUCUCAUGGGGGACUUUGUGGACGAUGGCUGCUUGAAUCUCCUCCCGCCCAAGAUGGUGAAGGCCUUGCUCGACGUCGGCCAGUACGAGAGCAUGUGCUGGGCCAGGUGGGGCGCAACGAAAUGGAAGAAGGGGGAGCCUCGGUGCUUGGCGGACCAGACUUACGAUCCGAAUGCCGAGAAGCUGGACCGCUGGCCCUCCGUGAAGUUCCAGGAAUUCUUCGAGCUCGUGCGCCCUGCCUUCUCCGAGAAGGCGACCCGCGCAUGCAUGCUGGCUUUCUUCAAGCGUUCUGCGUUUCUGGUGAAUACCCAGGAAUACCUCUACUGGCGCCCAGCAGGCACUGAGGAGAAAGAUGUUCCGCGCAUUAACUUCAAGGGCGAGACCUUCCUGACGGCCGAGGGGAAGCGCCUGUACCUACUGCAGAAGGACGGCGACAUGACCCCGCCCGCCAAUAUCCAGCAGCUCUUGGAGAAGGAGCGGCUCCUCGUGGACUCCGCCGUGGAGAAGAACCGCAAGAAGUCCUCAGACGCGGCCCUCGGUUCUUUGCCAGCCCCGUCGUUCGUCCAGGUGAAGCGAGAGCGCGUGUCCCCUGAGCGCCUGACGUUUCGGAAGCGCCUGCUCUCGGGGAUGACGCUCAAUGUCGACAGCCCGUCCCCCGCCAAGCAACAUGCCGCGGCGUCGUCCACUGCAUCUGGGCCCGCGGCCCCGCCCCGCGACGAUCUCGAGGUCCAGCUCUCGCAGAUGCUGGCCGAGGAGGGGGCGCCCGCUGUGCCUGCGAUGCCCUCGGCUGCGGAGGAGGACGAGGUGCGGCGCGCGGGUUUCGCGGGCAGCGAUGGCACCCUCAGCUCGGGCGCUGAUGCCGCGCGCGCUGCCGAGAAGCGUCGCAACAAGCGGUCGGUGCAGGCCGCCUCGCGCCGCCGCGACAUUUUGGCCAAGGCGCGGAAGGCGCGCAAGGCGGCCCAGGCCAAACGCAAGCGCUUGGAAGCCACGGGCGUGUUCUACACGCCCAAGCGCCAGCGGGUGUCCCGCGUGCGGCGCGGCAGGUCUUCCUUAGCCAAGAUCUACACGUACGAGGACCUCAGGGCUCUGAAGACCAAGGAUGCUUACGACUUGAUGGUCCAGGCGGGGUACCUCGGCGACCCCUCCGAGAACGUUUGCCCCAGGUGCGGAUGGCCAUUGGGUUCGGUGAUUCACAGGGGCGAGAAGCGGCAUCCAGUCCAGAGGUGUCAGCGCAAGGCCUGCUCGUCGUCCUCGGUGCAGGUGAAGGUCACGAGCGGCACGUGGGCGGAUGUGGAAGUGCCUCUCCCGAAGCUGGCGGGCGUCGCCUUCCUGUCGUGCGGCGCCCUGACGUCCCGCAUGAGUACAGCCGACAUGGCGCUGAUUGCCAAGAUGGGCCACAAGCAGUGCGAGGCGGUCAGGCAGAGUUUGCUGGAGAUCGUCUCGGCUGCUUCGAGGGAAGAGCAGAAGUCGAUCGUGCUGAGCGGCCAGUGCGAGACCGACGCCACGACCCUGCGGGUCGUCCAGCUCAAGAACGGGCGCAACAUGCACAUCCGCGUGUUCGGCAUGUGCAAGCGCGGAGACCACGAACACGCCGUCGUGCACAUGCUGCCGCCCUUCUAUGCGGUCCGUGGCGGCCCGACGCGCCCCGAGAGCACGGAUGAGACCGCGCCGCUGAUCUCAGCUCACACGGGGGCCGACGUGCUGAUCUGGCACACAGACGGAGCGCGGUGCUACCGCCGCCUCGAGAACCACACGAAGGUCAAGCACGCCAAGCGCAUCUGGGCGACUGUCAAGACGCUGACCCUGAGCGGGGGCGACGUCCUGUGCUGCUACGGCGGGACGCAGCUCCAGGACGGGCUGUGGUCGCACGUGAAGAACGUCGUCCCAACCACGAUGAACACGUACAGCAAGGAGUCGCAGGCGCAGCUCGAGAACUGGGCGCACUUCUGGGCGUGGCGCUACAGGCGCGCCAGCUGUCCAGAUAUGUUUCUCGAGCUCGGCUCGGCCGUCGCCAUGGCCAGCGUCAUUCAAGACCGCGGCAUGGCCGCUUACGAGGACCUGAAAUCGGCGACCGAGGGCUGGUAUUGCCGCCCUCUUCCUGCACCAAUGGUAACGGGCGUGCUGCCCCGUGGAGAAAUCGAGCCUUUUCUCGAACUCACGGACGACAUCGGGGCCAACGAGAACCCACUGGUGCACUACAUUGAUUUCAUCACGGGGCAUAGAGACCCAGUCCCCCCCGAGCUCGACGAGCAAUACAAGGCGGCCUGGAAGGACGACAGCUACCACAAUCUGCCGCCACCGUUCGGGUUCAAGACGGCGCCGCAACACCACAUGACGCUGCAGAUUUGUAUCCUUGACGCCCCCGACGGCACGAAGACCAUAAUCAAACACUGCGUCAUCCCCAACAAGGCGAAGACGGCCGUCUUCGCCAGCAUGGCUUUCGGGAGCGUCAAGAAGCUCUGCUUCCAGCAUCCCAAGGUGGGGGUCAAGGUCUGGCAAUACGCCUUCGAGCGGUUCGGAGGCAAACAGUGUCGGGCUUUCUUCUUAUCGCCAGACGUCAAGACGGCCACCAAGGUGAACGAGUUCUACGAGCUCUCGGACGAGGAUAUAAACGCUGGCUUCGAAUACAUCCUGAAGAACGCGCCUCGCUCCACGGCCGAGCUCAAGCAGCUGGUAUGGCAGACGAAGGCGCCACGCAAAGGCGCCCCCCUCUACGGCUGGCCCGUCCCCCUGGUGGCGAAGGCGUUGAGCGGGCUCGCGGCGGAGGGCGCGCUUGCAAAGAAGGAGUUCGAAAACAACGUGAUCCUCUGCGAGGACCACUUCAACCUUCGCGUUCUCGAAGCCAUGCAGGAGCUGAUCAACAGCAACGAUUCGCUUGUCCUCAUUGGGGAGCCCAACAUCGGCAAGACGCCGCUCGGGCGCGCAUUCCUGAUGGCAAUGUGCCGCAGGAACGCGCGGGUCCACGGAUUGGACCCCGCGGGUUGUUGCAUCCGCGUCACGCCUGAGAUCGAUUUCUUGCGAGGCGAGCCCGGCGACAUUCUCAUGGGGGACUUUGUGGACGAUGGCUGCUUGAAUCUCCUCCCGCCCAAGAUGGUGAAGGCCUUGCUCGACGUCGGCCAGUACGAGAGCAUGUGCUGGGCCAGGUGGGGCGCAACGAAAUGGAAGAAGGGGGAGCCUCGGUGCUUGGCGGACCAGACUUACGAUCCGAAUGCCGAGAAGCUGGACCGCUGGCCCUCCGUGAAGUUCCAGGAAUUCUUCGAGCUCGUGCGCCCUGCCUUCUCCGAGAAGGCGACCCGCGCAUGCAUGCUGGCUUUCUUCAAGCGUUCUGCGUUUCUGGUGAAUACCCAGGAAUACCUCUACUGGCGCCCAGCAGGCACUGAGGAGAAAGAUGUUCCGCGCAUUAACUUCAAGGGCGAGACCUUCCUGACGGCCGAGGGGAAGCGCCUGUACCUACUGCAGAAGGACGGCGACAUGACCCCGCCCGCCAAUAUCCAGCAGCUCUUGGAGAAGGAGCGGCUCCUCGUGGACUCCGCCGUGGAGAAGAACCGCAAGAAGUCCUCAGACGCGGCCCUCGGUUCUUUGCCAGCCCCGUCGUUCGUCCAGGUUUGGGGGUUCAAAGAUGCGGCCCUGCGGGGUGGGGUCCUAGGGCUGAGGGAGCACUUCAACGCGUUCUGA